Linum trigynum is the source of this 3884-nucleotide messenger RNA. Lineage: Eukaryota; Viridiplantae; Streptophyta; Magnoliopsida; Malpighiales; Linaceae. The record is from the annotation of a GenBank genome assembly.
UUAGUCUUUGUCAGAAGUUCAAAAAUCUAACACUCAGCCAACCGGAAGGAGAAAAAUGCAACUGAAUUCGGUUUCCAUGUGCGAGCUCUCUCAGUUCCGCCCUUCCUCCCUUCUUCACACCAGAUCCUUCCCUGCAAUGGGCAGAACCUUAGCCGUUGCUCUCCCACAGCCUCCGCCGCCUCUCCGGCUCCCGGCGGCUCCUUCCGUCAACUUCGAUGGACGACUCACAAGCGCCAGCUCCACUUCCUCGAGUUCUAUUUCUCUGGUCGGCCGCAGCUCUCGCUUCGGUUCCCACAAAUGCGCCGCCUCCACUUAUCAACCGAUUGUUGAUCAAUCAGAAAAAUUUCAUGAAGCUGCAAAGAAAGGGAAUCUAAUUCCUUUACACCAAUGCCUACUAUGUGAUCAUCUCACGCCGGUGCUUGCUUACAGAUGCCUGGUAAGGGAAGAUGAUAGAGACGCACCAAGCUUCUUGUUUGAGUCGGUUCAACCCGGUCUGGAUGCUUCCACCGUUGGAAGGUAUAGCAUCAUCGGAGCUCAACCAACCAUAGAGAUUGUGGCAAAAGAGAACAUGGUUACAACUAUGUACCAUCAUGAGAACCGUAGGGAGGAGCAGAUAGUGGAAGACCCAAUGGAUGUUCCUCGAAGAAUAAUGGAGGGAUGGACACCUCAACUUGUUGAUGAACUACCAGAAUGCUUCUGUGGUGGGUGGGUUGGUUUCUUUUCUUAUGACACUGUGCGGUUUGUUGAGAAGAAAAAGAUGCCUUUCUCUGCUGCCCCACCUGAUGACAGAAAUCUCCCUGAUAUUCAUCUUGGUCUUUAUGAUGAUGUUAUUGUUUUUGAUCAUGUUGAUAAGAAAGCACACCUGAUUCACUGGGUUCAGUUGGAUCGAUAUUCUUCCAUUGAGGAGGCCUAUAAUGAUGGUAUUGAUCGGUUGAUGAACUUAAUCAGUAGAAUUCAUGAUAUAGCACCUCCAAGGCUAUCUUCUGGUUCAAUCAUGAUGUCAACUAGUCUCUUUGGCCCUAAAUUGGAUGUCUCAAGCAUGACAAAUGAAGACUAUAAGGAGGCAGUAUUGACAGCUAAAGAACAUAUACUAGCUGGUGAUAUUUUCCAGAUUGUAUUGAGUCAGCGCUUUGAGAGACGAACAUAUGCAGACCCAUUUGAGAUCUACAGAUGUCUGAGAGUCGUCAAUCCUAGCCCAUAUAUGACUUACCUACAAGCUAGAGGGUGUAUAUUGGUUGCUUCCAGCCCAGAAAUUUUGACACGCGUCAAGAAGAACAAAAUUACGAAUCGACCCCUUGCUGGAACUGUUAGAAGAGGAAAAACGCCGAAGGAAGAUCUAAUGUUGGAAACUGAGCUGUUGAACGAUGAAAAGCAAUGUGCAGAACACAUUAUGCUUGUUGACUUGGGAAGGAAUGAUGUGGGAAAGGUCUCCAAACCUGGAUCAGUAAAAGUUGAAAAGCUCAUGAAUAUCGAGCGCUACUCCCAUGUUAUGCACAUCAGCUCAACGGUCACAGGAGAAAUGCUUGACAACUUAACCAGCUGGGACGUCUUGCGUGCUGCACUUCCCGUCGGCACAGUCAGUGGAGCUCCUAAGGUGAAAGCAAUGGAGCUGAUCGACGAGCUGGAAGUGACUCGGCGUGGGCCAUACAGCGGUGGAUUCGGCGGCAUUUCAUUCAACGGUGAUAUGGACAUUGCCCUUGCCCUGAGAACCAUCGUCUUCCCCACGAGCACCCGGUACGACACCAUGUACUCGUACGCCGACGUCAACAAACGACGAGAGUGGGUUGCUCACAUCCAGGCUGGAGCCGGGAUUGUCGCCGACAGUGACCCUGACGACGAGCAGAGAGAGUGCGAGAACAAAGCUGCUGGUCUCGCACGUGCCAUCGAUCUUGCUGAGUCAUCGUUCGUCAACAAAUAAAACUGAGAUCCCUUGGUUUGGUCUUCAGAGUUCAGUGUAAACGCUUUGCUCAAGCUUCUGCAAUGCUUUUUUUCUAGGUAGAAGUCAAGUAGGAUUCUUUUCAAUUGUGAGUGGGAAUGGAGGGAAUUGGUGUUAAGCAAAUGGAUUUGGGCUUGGUCCAAGUAGAAUGGGCUACUGAUCCAAGCCCAUCUAUUGACUUUGUCCGGCCCAUGAAGCCAUUUUGCAUUGAGCCUAGCUAAAUGAUCGAGUAUGACCUGUGACUGUGAGUAGUUAGUUGAUGAGAGGUUGGUUCGGUCAGUUAUUUUCCGAGUCUAACAAGUGUGAUUGAGAAAAAGUAAAGGGAACAAAGAAUCGUAACUUCUUUAGUGUUACCCUGAAUAAUCCAACUUUCAUUCAAGUGGGGAUUUGUCUUUGGUUGGAUGAGCUCACCAAUACCACUACUCUACAACUACUAUGACCAAAGGGGUGGGCAUAGUCUUAGUAAAUCGGACCGAAUUGGUUCUUUUACGGAAAAUCUAAUGCUUUGUCUCAACCUUCAUGAAUAUCCAGCAAAUUCAUUAGAGUUUGUUGUUAAUAUCUUAUUAGUUAUUACUCACUAUCGAAAAAUUUGGUAUAUACGGCAAAAUAAGUGGUACAUAAGACCUGGUUCGAUUGGUUUAGUUUUUUAUCAAUAUUUUUUACUUCUUUUCUAUUCUUGAUAAGUGACCCGUUAAAUUCAAAUGCAUCUUGAAUUCUAAUAAUUGAAACCUAACCGAGAUAGAUCCUAUGCUUUGACCAAAUCUUUUGCCCACAUAUCUUCCUUCUUCAAAAGCAAGGCCCAAAAUAUCUCUAGCUUAGCACCAAAUUCUAGGGCCUAGCAGUGUGCUAGAACAGCCAAAGAACACGUUGGUUACAUUAGGUGAGCCAAGUUUUUUGGUACAUUAGGUGCUUGUCUGCCUGCCUCCUCCAUUUGUGCUCUUCUACUUUCCUUCGAAUAACCCCAAGAAAACACACUGCUGCUUUCACCGAUGACAAGUUUGGCCAGAAUUUUUACCUUCAGAAGGUCAUGCAUGGCCUUGUUUGUUGCACAUGAUGACACAGUUGAAUCUUGGCCAAGAUCAGAGGCCCUAAAGUCGGGAAUGUCAUAAAGGCCGACACCGUAAAAUUUUUUUGGAGUGAAUGCCGACACCAUAAUGAGUAGAGAAAAGGUAUCUACAUGAGAUACGUUAUAGGGAAAGCUCAUGAUCCAAGUUUCAACACGUUAAAAGUGGGAUUUUGGUUCAUAGAGAUAUAAGUGAUCGGUUUUGGAAAGAUAUAUAUAUAUAGAUCGGCUAAAGAAAGUUCUUCUCAUUUUUAUAAGAACCGAAUCGGAUCAAUGGAUGAUGGGUCAGUGGAAUCUCCAAACCAGUUAUGAUAGCGGUUCGAUUUAUUGCUUGGACGGUUAUUGAUGGACCAAUCAACGGUUUUUCACGGUUCAACAGAAAAUCAGAUGAAUCACUACGGUUUAACUGGUCCACUGGUUCAAUAAAUCAACCAAAACAAAUUAAAAAAGUAGUUUAACGUAAACUAAGACCAUCACACCAUAAUUAUUAAUUUUAUAUAUGCUUCCUCUUCUCAUUUCUCAACCUUGUUGUCGACUUUAUGUGGUUCACUACCGACUGACAGCGUAAAUUUUUAAUGUGAAUGAAAAAAAAUCUUAUGUCUUUUGUGAGAUGGCUUGAAUUGUUUAUUAGAUAUUUUGGUGAUGAUAUGAAUUUCGAAAUUAUUUAUGGUGAAUGAUAAUUUCAUUCUUAAUAUGAAUGAAAUAAGAGUGACUGUUACUUGUAAUAUGAAUCAAUUGAAUAAUGAAUAGUUUGUUGUUGAAUCAAUACCGACUGAUCUUGUACAUUAUGUUUGAUUGUAAGUAUAGAUUAAAAAAUGUUGGUUACAAGGUAAACUCAUUUUAGUGGAUCAAAAUACAAUCUUAUCAUAAAAUUAAAGAUCAAGU